This is a messenger RNA of Durio zibethinus, 1140 nucleotides long. RefSeq names its product ethylene-responsive transcription factor ABI4-like. Lineage: Eukaryota; Viridiplantae; Streptophyta; Magnoliopsida; Malvales; Malvaceae. The record is from RefSeq and is a predicted model, not a curated record. Gene Ontology annotation, biological process: positive regulation of DNA-templated transcription; response to stress. Gene Ontology annotation, cellular component: nucleus. Gene Ontology annotation, molecular function: transcription cis-regulatory region binding; DNA-binding transcription factor activity.
UUUCUCUUUCUCUUUCUCUCUCCAAAUAUAAGUACACAAAAGAGCCACCGCCCUCAUCCACCGGUAGCAGUGACGACAUCCACAUCAAAACAUAGGCCCCUCUCAUCCACCUUUCGACUAAUCGAGAGCGAAGAACGAGGUCUCUCUUUGAAGCCCCUUUUAAAGCAGCACUCUGCCUCUUCUUCUAUGGACCGGGACCAGUCUCCCCUCUCUCACCCUCCCCUAGAAACCACCGUAAAAACCACCACUACUCCUGAUCUGGACACCAAAAGCUCUGAAUCUGAACGAAUUAUUAGCACCAAUACUAACCCUCCAGGCAGCUCCGCUAACAGCAGGAAAUGUAAAGGAAAAGGUGGCCCUGAUAAUAACAAGUUUAGAUAUAGAGGCGUGAGGCAAAGAAGUUGGGGUAAAUGGGUUGCUGAGAUCCGAGAACCUCGAAAACGUACGAGGAAAUGGCUUGGAACUUUCGCCACAGCUGAGGAAGCAGCUCGAGCUUAUGAUCGAGCAGCUAUUAUUCUUUAUGGUUCUAAGGCUCAGCUCAAUCUCCAAUCCUCCGUCUCUUCAUCUUCUUCUUCGUCUUCAUCUUCCCGUGGUGGUUCUUCUUCCACCUUUACUCAAACUUUAAGGCCUUUGCUUCCUCGUCCUUCAGGCUUUGCUUUUAGUUUUGCUUCUUCUUCUUCAAAUCCCACUACUCAUCAUCCAGCUUCUUUAAUGGCUGGGGGGGUUUCUUCGUCAAGGUUUAUGCCAUAUGGGGGUUAUCCAAACCUUUUCAACUCAACAGCAGUUUACCCAAACAUGGUACCAAAUCCCCAGCAAGCUUUGCAAAUAAUGCAACAAACUGAACCUAGCCUUGUCCCUGCUGUCCCCACGGGAACAACGUCGUUUUCAAAUCCUAACCCUCAACAAGUACAGCAUCAUCAUCAUCAGGGUUCUUUGUACGGGGAUAUUAAUUCCCUGGUGGGCUCGGUGGGUUCGAGUUUGUCUUUGUUAUCUCAGACUCCGGUUGCACCAGCGGUUCCGGAUCCAGGUUUAACAGUUGGACCUGGAUCUCCAUCCGUUUGGCCUUUACCAAAUGAUGAUGAAUAUUCCCCAGCUUGUAUUUGGGAUUAUGGCGAUCCUAAUUUCUUUUUUGAUUUUUGA